Messenger RNA from Acanthosepion pharaonis, 462 nucleotides. Lineage: Eukaryota; Metazoa; Mollusca; Cephalopoda; Sepiida; Sepiidae. The record is from the annotation of a GenBank genome assembly.
AUGCAACGUUUUCAUUCUUGUAGAUUUCCUUUCGGCUAUUAUCGCCGCUCAUAUUCAUUCUUCUUUCCUUUCUUUCUUUCUUUCUUUCUUUCUUUCUUCCAAACCACUGAACUCAUUUUCUGCAGUGCCCUGCCUUCAGCAUGGUCCCAUCAACCAUCGAAAACCCAUUUAUCAUCAUUGGACGCCAUUUGCCCCUGUUACCUCAUUUUCAUCCUUCGCUCAUUUCCCAUUACAACUACUCAAAUAGUUAUCCAAUCUCUUUUUCCUACUUUACUAUUGCUUAUUCCUCAUUUCUAUCUAUCUAUCUAUCUAUCUAUCUAUCUAUUGUUAGCUUGUGAUAUUUAUGCGUGUGUGCGUGCGCGUGUCCUCAGACUGAUCGUUAUGCAUUUUCCACGAUUGGCAGGCAUUGGAGUACAAGCUGAAAUGCAGAUUUUAAUUUCGCUUUCAUUUCAAGAGGAAUAA